Molecule: messenger RNA, 2180 nt
Organism: Nezara viridula (southern green stink bug)
Lineage: Eukaryota; Metazoa; Arthropoda; Insecta; Hemiptera; Pentatomidae
Source: the annotation of a GenBank genome assembly
AUGAUUUCUUCUCCACUUAUGGUCCACGAAAAAAUUUGGCUGGAUAAGCCAAAAUACGAUGCCGCUGAAAGGAGAUAUUAUGAAAGAUUAGCCAAGUCCUCAGAAUCGGCCAAAGUCGCCAAUAGUACAAUUGUCACCGAUCAGCAGGACAAUGCAGGUCUUAGUGAGGGCCAAGAUGCUCAAGUUAGCUUAAAUGAUUCCUGUCCUAUAUCAGAUGUAAUGAGCCCAUCAAAAAUCCAUCUAGGUAAAUUAGAUAACAGUGAAGAUACCAUGAUUAAAGAGGGUAAAAUUGAACCAUGCUCUGCCCAAUUGGAAGAGGAUACCAUGAAACCUGAUCUGUCAAUCUUUCGCCGUAAAUCAGUAUAUAUUACUCCUCAACCUAAAGACUCUUUAAAACUGAUUAGAAUGUCACCUGGUAGUUCUCAACGGCCUGUGUCUGAAUCAGGGGCCCAGGCCAUUGCUAAUCACUCUAAAUCAGUUUCACUUAAUAAAGCUACUGAAAAUGAAUCAAGCUGUUCACCACAAACUACUAAAGUAGAGGUAGGUUCUAAAUCUGAGAAACCCAAGAAAACAGAUGUCAAUAGCCGGGAUAAUACUUUAUCAAAAAGUGAAGUUAUUGCCCAGAUGAAAAUCGAAACUGGAGAUAUUACUUGUUCCAAAGGCAAAGGUCAGAAUAAGACAAAAGUCGCUGAUGAUAAAGGUUUGAAACAAGAGUUUGUUCCUGAUAAAGGAAGUUUUAUUGACCCAGUUUCGGAAGUAGUCAAGGUAAUAAAUGUUGGUAGAUUUUGUGGAAUGAUAAUUUUUGUGGUUGUCAGCUUGUUAUAAUUUAUUUAAUACUUAUAUUUUAUUUAGUUACCUAGUUAUGUUAAUUUCCUCAGCACAAGAGUUUAUUAUUUUUUGUUAAGACAUAUGUUCAUAUUUUUAAAGCAUGUUUAUGGAAAAGCAUGAUAAAAUCUAUGUAUAACAUGUUAAUUAUUGAUUAAUAGUUAAUUGUCAUCUUUCUAUUGUGUGCAAGCAGCUAAAAGGAUAUUACCUACCCUCUAAAAAUCUUUCCUAUCCAUCUGAUUCCCUUAAAAAUAAAGGAACUAAUGUUAACACAAUCCCAGAAAUAUCCAAAAUCACGACUUGUUAUGAAAAGUCCAAUAAUUCUCAAAAUAAUUUUAAAAAAGUUCCUCUUACUAGAGCUCCUCUUCCUGAUAUACAAGAUUCAGUUGAACUUAUAAUUCCAUCAGACAGUAUCAAUGACCCUCAGGCUGAAGAUCAAGCCAAAAAAGAAUCUAAGAAAAAGAAAAGGCACAAGAAGGAGCGUCAAAGGGACAAAAAGGGCGUUUCACAGAAUAGCAACUCAUGGAAUUCCCUCGCCGGCGAAGUUGCCAAAGCGAGGCAGCACAUCAAAAAUUCUUUACAGUGUAUAGAUGAUAUUGCUGUCACUUCUAAUACUGUCAGUGUUGAAAUAACAAAUCGUCUUAACUCUUUGGAAAAAGAAAAUGUGGAUUUAAAAAAUCAGGUUAGUGAACUUGUGGAGCUUUUGAAGAAAAUGGACCUUAGAAUCGUUUCUUUGGAAAAAACUUGUGCUGGAGGGUCCAAGCCUGCAGAUAAUAAAGUACCUGCUCCUGCUCCACAUCCUAAGAAAGAUGAUGCUGAAGAUGAUGAUGGCGUUGACCUCUUUGGUUCUGACUCAGAGGAAGAAGAUACAGAGGCAGCCAAAAUCAAAGAACAGAGGCUUGCUGAGUAUGCUGCAAGGAAGGCAAAGAAACCUGUUCUUAUUGCAAAAUCCAACAUCAUCCUUGAUGUCAAGCCGUGGGAUGACGAAACGAACAUGAAAGAAUUGGAAGCAGAAGUCAGAAAAAUAACAACAGAUGGUCUUGUAUGGGGGGCCUCUAAACUUGUGCCAUUAGCAUAUGGAAUUCACAAACUACAGAUCUCUUGCGUUGUUGAAGAUGACAAAGUUUCAGUUGAUUGGCUUCAGGAAACUAUUCAAGAGAUCGAAGAUUAUGUGCAAAGUGUCGACAUAGCUGCUUUCAAUAAAGUUUAAAUGUUUUAACCAUCUUCUGUUAUUAAACAAAAUGUUAUCGUGGCUGUCAUUUUUUUAUUAAUUGAAUGUUUUUAAAUUAAUGUAUAUUAUAGAUGUACCUUCCGCUUAAUGCCAUAAUAAAUUAUUGUGAUUUAUUGUUCUCUCU